Molecule: messenger RNA, 1251 nt
Organism: Serpula lacrymans var. lacrymans S7.9
Lineage: Eukaryota; Fungi; Basidiomycota; Agaricomycetes; Boletales; Serpulaceae
Exons: 1
Coding region: 117-1118 (333 amino acids)
Molecular function (GO): epoxide hydrolase activity
Source: RefSeq, a predicted model, not a curated record
GGGUGUUGAAUCUGUAGACCUUAAAGGUGCCUUCUUGUACGUGUGUUGGAUAUAUAUCACUCCUGAAUUGCUCCUGAACACCGAUAUUCGUUUCUUCGUAUUUCUUGAUAGAGGCAAUGGAUGAAUCUGUGGAAAAGAAGUUAGCGUUACCUGGCGGACGUACUCUCGCGUAUGCAGAAGCUGGAACCCUGACCAGCACCACUAUCAUUCUUUAUCUUCACGGUGCCUUUACCGUUGGCGAGGCUUCGAAGACAUCCCAAAUAAUCCUGAGCAAAAACAUUCGCUAUGUCGCUCCCACUCUUCCUGGUUGGGGCAACACAUCUCCUCCACUUCCAUCGACUUCAUAUCCUGCCUGUUUGACGAGCGACAUCACUGCGCUACUCGAGCAUCUAUACCCGAAUAAUCAUGCCAUUAAGCUCUACAUAGCUGGAGGUUCGUUUGGAACUGUACCUGCACAGAUACUGUUUGGUGCGCCAUACGACGCGUUCCCAUUCGGACGAUACAUUGCAGGUGUAUUGUUGCUCGGUGCCCUCUCCCCCUUCCACUACCAUGUCGAUUACGCGAAGCACAUGUCGUGGUCAAAUUACAUCAUGGCUGGCCCACCAGCGCGCUUUAUUCCGUUCAAGCUCAUCCCACGACUAGUGAAAUUCAUUAUAUCCAAACAGCUGGCCACUGAAGCAGGGGCCGAAGCCUUUCUUCGCAAGACUUUGUUCGACACGAUGGAUCAGGCAGAGUUGGAGGAAUAUGCUAGGUGGAGGGAAAGGCAGGGUAUAGCAGAGGGCGAGACGGAGCUGAAUAUGGCGAAGAACGCCAUCCGAAGCGUAGCUAAAUCUUGGGAGGGCUUUUCUCUGAUGUCCGACGUGCUUCACGCAGACUGGGGCUUCCACCCUAACGAGCUUGACGAGAAUCAUUCUCGUCCUCCAGUCCUCCUCGUUUUCGGAAAGGACGAUAAAAUGGCUCCUGAAGCCAUGUCACAGUAUCUUGCGGCGAAUUACAAGAAUUCACGCUGCAGGUCUGUCGAUGGAGGUCACUUGGCUGUGUUAUACCAUUUGGAUAGCAUAUGGACCGAGUUCCUUGCUAACGAGCAUGGUGCUAACGCCGGCGCAAGCGGUAAUUAAUCGAUGACUAGUUAUACUGAUAUUAUCAUAUCUUUAUCUUGUACAUUUACGUGCACUCUGGUACACUGGACAUAAAUCUAUCGGAUGCUUUGAUCAAAAACUAGUAUAUUUCAUCACGACUACAUUGACAAAU